GUCACACUGGACACAUGUAGCAGAAAAAACGUAGACAUAUGAAAAAGGAAUCUGAAAAGUAAAUUCGCUUGAAAGACAGUUAGCGAUUGCUGUGCGCGGUGUUUUUAUGGAACAUUUUAUAUCGAUUCCUCAGCGAGUGAGCGCGGCUAAAAAUCCCUAUGACGACAAGCCUAGGGCAAUAAUUCUAAUCUGAACUCAUCUUAAAGCAAUGUCCGCCAAGACCGAAGCGGACAACACGACGGCCACCAACUCCGGCAGCGGGGGCGGAGGAUUCGGCAGCGGCACAUCUGGCGGCGCAUUAGCUAACGGAACAGCCACUCCGGCACGUCGCCUUCGCACCCGUAACUCGACGGGCAACGGAACAACCAGCGGAAGCGAGUCGGUGAAGAAGUCAAGCGCCAGCGAUGAUCCCUCGACCCCAAUCACCCCGGCAGGAGCAAUAGGAUCUCAAGCCCAUGCAUUGCCAUCAACGUCUCCAGCGAUGGUGGAACGGCCGAUGCCCAGCGUUCCGAUGAACCACGCCAGCAGCAGCGUGUCGGCUAGCAAGAAGUACCACAACAGCUGCCCUCAUCCUACACCCACGCCCGCGCCUACCGGGCACAAGAAGACGGUGCACACCCAGCCGCACAGCAGCAAUAAGUUUGACCAGGGCAAGAACGAAGAGUUUCACUUCGACACGCCGCCAGAAUGCCCCGUGUUCCGGCCCACAGUUGAGGAGUUCAAGAACCCUCUGGCCUAUAUCAGCAAAAUACGAUCUGUAGCUGAGAAGUGCGGAAUAGCUAAGAUCCUGCCGCCGGCCACCUGGUCGCCACCGUUUGCAGUGGACGUGGACAAACUGCGCUUUGUGCCGCGCGUCCAGCGACUCAAUGAACUGGAGGCCAAGACGCGAGUGAAACUUAACUUUCUCGACCAAAUCGCGAAGUUCUGGGAGCUGCAGGGCUCCUCGCUAAGAAUCCCAAUGGUGGAGCGCAAGGCCCUUGACUUGUACACGCUGCACCGAAUAGUUCAGGAGGAGGGGGGCAUGGAGCAAACCACUAAGGACCGAAAGUGGGCAAAGGUGGCAAACCGGAUGCAGUACCCCUCCAGCAAAAGCGUAGGGGCCACCCUCAAGGCACACUACGAACGCAUCCUACAUCCCUUUGAGGUAUACACAUCUGGCAAAGUACUAGGUCCCACACCAGUGUCUGCUGGAGCUGGUGGCACACCUGUUAAACUGGAGGAUGGAGGCGGCACCGACUACAAAGCCCACGAGAUACCCACAAGGCAGCAAAUUGCGCCGCCCAAUGACACAAACACUCGCCGCUCCAAGCGUUUCGGAAACUCCACUGUCAGCUGUGGCCUCAGCGGCGUCACAGCCACGGCAAAGCCGUCCGUUGGAGUGUUUGUCAAGACCGAAUCCAAGGAGGAGUUUAAGAGGGAUCUGCUCAGCAGCUUCAAUGCCGUAAACAGUAGUGGCCUGCCACUAGGCUCGGGCGCCCCUGCCAACACACGCGGCUUUAGCCAAAAAAAAGGGUGUGAGCCCCCGGCCCCUAUCGUUGACCCGCUGAUGAAGUACAUUUGCCACAUCUGCAACCGAGGCGACGUUGAGGAGUCGAUGCUGCUCUGCGACGGCUGCGACGACAGCUAUCAUACCUUUUGUCUGCUGCCGCCUCUGACUAGCAUACCCAAAGGCGAAUGGCUAUGCCCGCGCUGCGUUGUCGAGGAGGUUAGCAAGCCGCAGGAGGCAUUCGGCUUUGAGCAGGCAGAGAGGGAAUAUACUCUCCAGCAGUUUGGACAAAUGGCUGAUCAAUUCAAGCAGGAAUACUUCCGCAAGCCGGUGCACUUGGUGCCCACCGAGAUGGUUGAGCGCGAGUUUUGGCGCAUCGUAUCUUCCAUAGACGAAGACGUUACUGUCGAGUAUGGGGCGGACUUGCACACAAUGGAUCACGGCUCAGGGUUUCCCACCAAGAGCUCUUUAUAUCUUCUGCCUGGCGACCAGGAGUAUGCGGAAUCAAGCUGGAACCUCAACAAUUUGCCGUUGCUGGAGGAUUCCAUUCUGGGCCAUAUCAACGCUGACAUAAGCGGCAUGAAUGCACCGUGGAUGUACGUGGGCAUGUGUUUCGCCGCCUUCUGCUGGCAUAACGAAGACCACUGGAGCUACUCGAUCAACUAUCUUCAUUGGGGAGAACCAAAAACUUGGUAUGGUGUUCCGGGGUCCUGUGCAGAGCAGUUUGAAGAGACUAUGAAGCAGGCAGCCCCUGAACUUUUUUCAUCGCAGCCAGAUCUGCUUCACCAGUUGGUGACCAUCAUGAAUCCCAACAUCCUGAUGAAUAACCGCGUGCCGGUGUUCCGCACCGAUCAGCAUGCCGGUGAGUUUGUGAUCACUUUUCCCCGGGCCUAUCACGCAGGUUUUAACCAGGGCUAUAACUUUGCCGAAGCCGUCAACUUUGCGCCCGCCGAUUGGCUGAAGAUGGGGCGUGAGUGUGUUAACCACUAUUCGAUGCUUCGCCGCUUCUGUGUCUUCUCGCACGACGAGCUCGUUUGCAAGAUGGCCCUGGAGCCAGCGAAGCUUACUUUCGGGAUCGCUACCGCCUGCUAUAUUGACAUGGCCGAAAUGGUGGACACGGAAAAGAAACUGCGGAAAUCACUAUUAGAGUGGGGCGUCACACGAGCAGAACGUCGCGCUUUUGAGCUAGUAAACGACGACGAGCGCCAUUGCCAGGAGUGCAACACUACAUGCUUCCUGUCUGCGGUAUCCUGUGAGUGCAAUGACAAGCUCAUUGUUUGUCUACGCCACUAUACAGUACUAUGUGGCUGUGCUCCGGAGAAACACACUCUAAUAUAUCGUUACACAUUGGACGAGAUGCCGCUCAUGCUGCAGAAACUAAAGGUAAAGGCGCACAGCUUCGAGCGGUGGCUUUCUCGUUGCCGUGACAUUGUCGAUGCACAUACGCCCACCUCAGUCACACUACAAGAGCUGCAGGAAUUGUGCAAAGAGGCCGAGACCAAGAAGUUUCCUUCUUCGCUGCUGAUCGAUCGUCUUAAUGCAGCGACUGUCGAGGCGGAAAAAUGUGUCACAGUCAUACAACAGUUGGGUAUCAAUAAGGUACGAACUCGCUCGGACCAUAACCAAGAGGCUGCUCAGUACAAGCUUACUAUGGAGGAGCUUGAGCUGUUCGUUCAGGAAAUCGAUAACCUCUGCUGCAUCAUUGACGAAGGCGCAUCGGUGCGAGAGCUUCUUGUUUUGGGGAAACAGUUUGUGGACCGGUCCGAGAGCCAGCUGCAGUUGACUUUGGAAGCCUUGGAGGAGAGUGAGCUAGAAACGUUGAUAAACGAAGGCAGCUCUUUGCGCAUCGAAUUGCUUCAACUCGACUUACUACAAAAGCGACUAAAGCAGUGCAAGUGGUACAAGCGCUCGCAGGGAUUGAGGGAGACCAGCUCGAAGCUGACCUACCAAGACGUAAAGAACCUCCUGCACAUGGCGGCUGCUGACCUGGACCCUACCGAUCCGUUCAUUGACAGGGAGAUGCGAAAGUUACAGCAGAUUGGGGCAGACAUCGAAGCCUGGGAGUCGCAGGCGGCCAAGUACUUCCAGCGACUGACCCAGCAGCACGAAUUAGACGAAAUAGAGCAGUUUUUGAAAUCAGCCGGCGACGUAAACGGUCAAGUGCCCUCACACGGGCUGCUGAAAGAUGCACUUCGAAAGGCGAGGGAGUGGCUGCGGGCCGUCGAACAGCUGCAGCAGAACAACCACGUCACAUAUUGCCACACACUCGAGGCGAUGAUUGAACGCGGCAUGAACAUACCCAUUCAGCUGGAGGAGUUGAGUCGAAUGCAGGGCCACCUUAGUAGUGCCCACCAGUGGAAGGACAACACAGCCUGCGCUUUUCUUAAGAAAGGCACGUUCUAUACACUUUUAGAGGUUCUUAUGCCCCGUUCGAAUCCUAUUAUUAUUGAUUCGGAUCUCAAGCCACGCUUUCAGGAUGACUUCCUGAAAGAGAAAAAUCCAGCGGAGAUUGUGGCCAGCUUUAAGCAUGCGGAGGAGCAGGAGCUGCUAGAUAUGCGCGAACUUCGGCGCCAAAACAUGACCAAAAACCCGUUGCGCGACAUGUUCUGCUUGUGCAAGUCCGAGUUUAGGAGCAUAAUGUUUAACUGUCAGUUGUGUCGCGAUUGGUUUCACGCGGAUUGCGUUCCACCGCAUACAACCACGAAUCAGAAUGGGAUUUUAAACGGCGGAUCGGCAUCUGGUACUAAUCGCCUGAAGUGGCUCUGCCCCAGUUGUGUGCGCUCAAAGAGACCGCGACUAGAGAACAUCCUUCCUCUGCUUGUCCAGCUGCAGCAACUGCCAAUCCGUCUGCCCGAGGACGAAGCGUUGCGCUGCCUGGCGGAGCGAGCUAUGAAUUGGCAGGAUCGGGCGAGGAAAGCUCUUAGCAGUCCCGACGUGAGUGCGGCCCAAGAUGCGAUUCUGUCUCAGCAACAGCAGAAACGGAGCUCAGAGGGCGGAGGAGCUGGGGUUGGCAAUAUCAACAGUCCACGGAAGCCACGUCGCCGUGGCAGUCUGGCGAAAGAAGCAUGUGGUUCCACAGACUCUGAUGCUGACGACGAUGACGAUGAGGACGAAUGUCGGCUUCGGAUCGUCGAGGACAACUUAAGCAAUGAUGAAGAUGAGCCACGUACCGCCGCCGCGAACUUAACCAUCAACUCCGAUCUUCUUAAGCUGCUAUCUGACAGUGAAAUUGAAAAUUUGUUUGAUCUGAUGAUGGAGGGCGACCUGCUAGAGGUAUCCCUAGAUGAGACGCUUGAGCUGUGGCGCAUCUUAGAAACAAUGCCGCCCACUUUGCUGCAGGCGGAGGCUAUGGAGCGUGUGGCACAUCACAUGCAGCGCAAUCGUCAGCAGCACUCAAAUCCGCUCCCCACAUCCGGUGGCGAAGACUCGAACGAUAGUCUGCUGGUACAAAACAGUCCCAAUAGCAACAGCAAUAGUGCUGGCGUAACAGCAUCUGCGAGCAACAGCGGGCGGAACAAGAAGAGGCGUUCCAACGACACAAGCAGCAACACAGCUGUGCCUCGUAAAAAGCAAAACACGCCCAAGCAGACUCCGGCAAAAAAGGGAUCGGCGGCAGCAGGUCGCAAGAGCGAUGCCAAAGCAUCGCCAGCAGCAUCUGCAACUCCGUGCGCGGAUGCCGAUGCUGAGAAUAAGCAGGCCAACGGAGGAAAUACAAACUCUAGUACAGGAUCAGGAUGUGGCAAUUCUGCGGCUACCACACCCACACCAGGCUCGACGCACAAAAAGCGCAAGCGUACCACUACAACAGGCGCUAACAACAACAAUAACAGCAUGAGCAAUAUCAAUAGCGCCACCAAUAUCAACAGUAAUACUUCCAGCGCCCAGGGAGCGGCCAUAGGAGGCAAUAGCUCAACUGGUGGGCAGAAGAAACAUGCGCAGCGGACUCAGCAGGCCGCGCAGGAAGACGAUGAGGAGGAGUGCCGGGCGGAGAAUUGUCAUAAACCCACCGGACGGGAGGUGGACUGGGUGCAAUGCGACGGCGGCUGCAAUGAAUGGUUCCACAUGUACUGUGUAGGCCUCAAUCGGAACCAAAUCAAGGCGGAUGACGACUAUAUAUGUAUCCGAUGCACGAAGACAGUGGCUAUUGGGACACCAGGAUCCGUUAACAGUAUGAGCGCUACAUCCACAACGUCGGGCAAGCAAAGGGUGGUGCAAUCGGCACGGUAGAGAAAAGCUAAAGGAGUGAAAGAAUUUCCGGGCCGAUCAAUUUUAGAUUUUUCAGCAACAGCAGACUUGUGUUUUAUGCAAGAUAUACAACCAAACACUCGAUGAAGCCCGACUUACGGUACUUACAAUGUUUAGUAAAGUCACUUGAAAGUUUUCGUAGUACAUAUUUACCAAUUAUCGCUAAACUUACGAACCCGAAACGUAAAACAUUAAAAAAACUACAAAAGCAAAACAAAACGGAUAAAGGAAUCAAGCAUAAAUAAUGGAAACAAAGCAACACAUGUAUUUGUUUUUGUACAAUUAGCCCAUUCUUACGGUCGUUAAACGUUCUUCUAUUAUUUUAACAUAUUUUACAAUUAUCUUUACCUGCUAUUUUUAGUUUUUGUUGAUGUAAUUUACUUUCUGUGUUCGCCUUUCGAGUUUCGUACAAUGCGCAGGCAGAGUUUUAUUUUUUUUAUUUUAUUUCUUCCCUAACCGAAGAUAACUCUCGUUUUACUUUUGUACAUUUUCGUUUUACUUAAGGUUGCGACCAAAAAUCAUUUCUUUGUAUUUUCUUGUUUAUUUUCCCCAAUUUUAAUAUAAAUAAAACAAACACAAAAACCUGUUGAUAAAACGAUCACAAAAAAUAAAAAAGAUCACUAUAAAUAUAAGUUUACCUUAGAAAUACAAUGAAAAACUAAUAAUUUUAAAUUUAUAAUUUUUAAGUUGAAUAAAAAGUUAUCUACUUGGAAGUUAAACCAAUUAAGAAUUACAAAAUCUUGGUAAUAUUUAACGUCAAAAAAAUAAACACAGUGCUUAGAAAUAUGCAAAUAAAAAUAUAGGCAAAAACAAAUAAAAACACUACGUAAAAACUUUUUUUAAAUUGUGUAUAAAAACAAAAGUGCAGGUUCUAAAUGCAAGAAUCCCAAAAUAAAAGAAAACGGAAAAACAGAGCCCUAAAUAUACUAGAGAUAAGAAAAUGUAUUUUAUUAAGCAGUAAUGUACAAUUGAUUACAAUGAAUGAUCCAAAAAAAUUAAACAUACCUUCCCGAAACCGUCACCCAACAAAAUA
This is a messenger RNA of Drosophila subpulchrella, 6764 nucleotides long. RefSeq names its product lysine-specific demethylase lid (gene Kdm5). Bases 209 to 5713 code for a protein of 1834 amino acids. Gene Ontology annotation, biological process: chromatin remodeling. Gene Ontology annotation, molecular function: DNA binding; histone demethylase activity. The record is from RefSeq and is a predicted model, not a curated record. The transcript is spliced from 5 exons. Gene Ontology annotation, cellular component: nucleus. NCBI's taxonomy places the organism in Eukaryota, Metazoa, Arthropoda, Insecta, Diptera, Drosophilidae.